Messenger RNA from Scheffersomyces stipitis CBS 6054, 2789 nucleotides. RefSeq lists its product as uncharacterized. The coding region runs from base 58 to 1629 and encodes 523 amino acids. Lineage: Eukaryota; Fungi; Ascomycota; Pichiomycetes; Serinales; Debaryomycetaceae. The record is from RefSeq and is a predicted model, not a curated record. Gene Ontology annotation, molecular function: protein binding. The transcript has a single exon.
CCUAGAAAGCAUCGUCUAGUUCUUUUGUAUGACAAGCCUCGCUACUACCAUAUCAUUAUGCAAUUGAAAGAGCUCAGAGAACUGCCCGACGACAUCGUAACAGUCCUCGAGCUUUCUGAAAUAAAUUCGCUAUUGACAGAUAAAGUCCUCUCCAAUAUCAGAUUUGAUCAUUUGAACAUUUGUAUAGAGUACAACGACGAAUUUGAGAAUAAUUUGAGAGGAUUUGCUGAGUUCAUCGAACAAAAUCCGGCCAAGAUUUCCAGUAUGGGAGACAUUGGUUAUCAUAUCCACUUUGCACCUGGAAAGAAAUGGAAAGACUACAAAGAAUAUGAGAUCAAGGAGUACAAUAGAUUCUUGGAUGUCUUGAACAAGGUAGCAGGUGACAAAGUUGUUCAUUGUUCGGUCAUUAACAAGUAUGACAUGGAUACUGUCUACAUCACUGAACGUAAUGAACUCGCAAAACUUGGACAGGAAAUUCAAGGAGAUAUUGAGUACUGGAAGCAUUUGAAAGUAUUGGAUUACGGUGAAAGCAGCAUAAGGUUCUUACCAGGGGUGCAGUUACCGGAUAGUUUACAGGUAUUGAAUAUUGGAGGAGGGUACGCCUUGGAGACAUUGACUGGUUUCAAAAUGCCUCCCAAAUUGAAAACAUUAUUGGCUGGCCAGGGGGCAGUUCAUUCCAUUGAUAAUAUUGUAUUCCCUGCUACUUUAGAAAGCUUAGGCUUGGAAGACAACAAGAUUUACUUAUUAAAUUACGUAGAAUUCCCUGCUACUUUGAAACACCUAGAUAUUUCCCAAAACAGAAUUGAAUCCUUGCGAGGUGUGAAUUUCCCAGAAGAUUUGAUUUCAUUGAAUUUGGGGUUUAAUCCCAUCGAUUCUAUCAAAGGUGUCAAGUUCCCAGAAACUUUGAGGUACUUGGAAGUAUCUAACAUUCCCAACGAGUCUAUGACCGGAGUAAAGUUCCCGGACAAUUUGGAAGUGUUGAAUCUACAAUCGUCAAUGACAACCACUAGAGGUUUGAAAUUGCCUUCGAAUGUAAAGACUUUGAUUUUGACUGGUAAUGGAGUUAACAGUAUCAACCCUUUGAAAUUGCCGAACUCUGUGGAGAUACUCUACUUGAACGACAACAACAUCAAGACUCUUAACAAGGUGCAAUUUCCAACAGCAUUAAAAGAGUUGUAUUUGGGAGAUAACAUGAUAACCACUUUGAAGAAUGUAACUUUACCCCCCACCUUGGAAAUUUUAGAUCUUCAAAAUGAUCCUGAUGCCGAAGAGCACGAAAAGUACAUUACAACUCUUAAGGAUGUGGUAUUCCCUCCGAAUUUGAAAGUGCUCAAGUUGGGAUACCACUCAAUAAAAAUCAUAGAAUCAAUAGACUUCCCUUAUAGUUUGACGUCAUUGUAUUUAUCAUACAACGACCUCAAGCUUAUUCGCGGAGUGCGGUUUGGCAAUUAUCUCAAGUUAUUGGAUUUAAGUGGGAAUCCAGAACUCACCAACAUCGAUAAUCUAGUCCUUCCUGAGUCAUUGGCAGAAUUGCGAGUUCCAGUUGAGUUGAUUCCCAACUUGCCUGCCUAUAUCAUUGACAGAGCGAACAAAAAGCAAUUGCUCAUCAAGAAAGGGUUUUCGCCUUAAUUGUCAAAUUCAUUAGCAUUUCAGUUCACAAAACUGUAGUAUUACAUUUUAGUAUAUAUCUCUUUACUUUUUAAGGUAAAUAGUUACUCAUGGGGAUAUAAAAUCUAUAACUAUUUAUAAGAGAAUCUUCGUGUUCGUAGACUCGAGACCAUACACCCUGAAACUAACUAUUGAGUUGAAAUGGUUUUGAAUGCAGAGCAUGUUUAUUCUUCGUCCUCUUCAUCAGAAGAUUCUUCCUUGUCUUCAGCUUCUUUUCUUUCUAACAAUGCCUGUAACUCAGCAUCUUCAGUAGCAGUGACAGCCUUUGGAGCCAUGGUGACCUUACAGACACCACCCUUUUCGGUGAUGGUAUUGGAUAUUUGUUCGAUGGCGGAUUCCAAUAAGGUGAUACCUUGGUUUUUGUCUAAUGCUUGAACAGAAAUAACAUAUAAUGGGGCUGCAACCAACUUGGCCUUGACUUGCAUUUGUUCGGUCGAAACGUUUUCAGCAGCUACCAAGGCUGCCUUGAUGGCAUCAAUACCUUCGUAUGAGAAACAAGAUACUUCCACGUCGGCUCUAAUCUUAAUGGCCUGAGGAGUCAAUCUUCUGGAAAUGUACAAUUUCAAUUCUUCCAACACAUCAGCAGAUGGAGCUUCAACUUCGUCAAAGAUGACAGGAUCAGUAAUAGAUAACUUGAAGGCAUCGUACGCAUGACCGUACUUUCUACUUAAUGGCCAGCCGAUAGUCUGAUAUAAAGUUUCCAAAGGCACAGUGAACUUUUCGGCACAGUGUCUCAAGAUGGAGUGCACGGCCUUGGAUUUGUUGUAUCUUUCGUCACAUUUCACAAUAUCUUCUGCUGAAACUCUUCUCUUGGACAAAUCAAUGUAACCUUUUUCUUUGUCGACUCUCAAUACAACGGCAACUUCGUUCUUUCCCACACGAAUAAGCUUCUGGAUAGAACGGAUACGUCUUCUUGACAACUCUGACAACAACACCAUCCCUUCGAUGUUAUCGUAUUCCAAUAAUUUGACGUAGGCUCCCAUUUCGGCGAUCUCCUGGACGUUGACCAUGACAACUUCGUCCACUUCGGGGUACUUAUUUUCGUAGAAUCUACAGUGCGACGAACUCAUAAUGCUGGACUUGUGGAUGUGAGUGUGCGUUCGGCCGCUGGUGAAUGAAUG